This is a messenger RNA of Penicillium alfredii, 1452 nucleotides long. Its product is annotated as Cytochrome P450. The coding region runs from base 1 to 1452 and encodes 483 amino acids. Lineage: Eukaryota; Fungi; Ascomycota; Eurotiomycetes; Eurotiales; Aspergillaceae. The record is from RefSeq and is a predicted model, not a curated record. The transcript has a single exon. Gene Ontology annotation, molecular function: oxidoreductase activity, acting on paired donors, with incorporation or reduction of molecular oxygen; monooxygenase activity; iron ion binding.
AUGCUCGUCCUCAUCGCCUUCCUGAUCAUACUCGGGGCCGCUGCGUACCUCUACACCCAACCCCAUCACCAUAGCACGACCACUCGCCAUAUCGUCGCCCCAGACCAAUGCCGUCUCCUCAUCGCCGGCAAGCUACAGUGGCAGGGCCACCCGAAUGUGUUGAAUCCUCACCAGUCAAGGGCUCUGCCAAAUCAGCAUUUCAAUAUCGCCUUUGGCAUUGAAAAUGCCUUUACCAGUUCCAACCCGGUCUACGUCAAGAAGUUUGUGGGCAAAGUGAAAAACAUGAUCAAUCUUUCACCGCAGAAAUGGGUUGAUAUGGCCCAGUUUACCAGAGACACGGCGCGGACAUGGAUUGAACCUGGUCUCAACGUCGACGGGAUCUUCAACGUCGAGAUCGACGAUGUUGGAAGUGAAGCAACGCUCGCCCAUGGCGAGGGCCCUCCAGAAGAGAUCCGCGUCCAUCUUACGAGUCUGGUCCAGGCUCUCUCGCUAAGGGUCGUUCUAUGGGCGAUCUUCAACUGGAAGAUGGGCGAGGAUGAUAUCAAGAACUGGAAUCUGCUUGAAUUAGCAAACUCAAUCAACCGCGUCUGGAUCGCAUCAAAGAAACAGCAGCCCGUUCCUCGAUUUGAGGAUGAUGUUUUGUUGCGAAAUGCCCUCUGCGAGUUCGAGCCUCGCGAGCGUGGCAAAGAGAACCCGCUGAACUGGAUCCUGCCAUCGUUUGAAACAGUCUGGCGCGUCGUCCUGUGCGCGUUCCUUGAGCUGCGCUUCACGACGGGUCUUUGCCACCGCGAAUGGAGAGCUGCGCUCGUUAAUUUUGCGCGAGUGCCCACUCAGGACCAGUUCACGCGGUUUCCACCGUUUCCACCGGCUCCAACGGCGAGUACUGGUGGUCUUGCCGGCCGCGAGAGACAGACUGGUAGCAACAUGCCGCAACCCAUCAAGUCUGGCACCCAUCUGUGCACCAGUGCCUCAGUGCAGAAUAUCGUCUCCGAAUUGCUUCGGCUGUAUGCGCCCACACGCAGAAUCAAGCGUGCGUACCGCAUGUCCGAAUCCCAUCCUAAUAUCUUCGGCGUUGCAGCCCAGCAACAAGACUAUAUCCUCGCAGCCGACAUCGAAAGUUGCCAUCUCUCGCCGCUGAUCUGGGGUGCCGAUGGCAAGACGUUCAAUCCGGACCGCUGGACCCAUCUGACUCCGGCUCAGAGACAGGCUUUCAUGCCGUUCGGCGUGACGCCAUUCGAAUGCCCUGCGAAGCCUGUUUUUGCCCCCCGCUUGAUUGCUCUGUUGCUGGGGGCGCUGUUUGAUGGGUUAGGGGCUCGAACGGGCAGGCAGAGACAGUGGAGGUUGGAUUGCAAAGAUAAGGAGAUUUUGAAGGAACUGGUUCCUGGGAUGCGGUUGGAUGUUGACCGCGAUAGUACGUAUGACACCCUGGAGUUGGUGGGCACUUGGGAAUAG